AUGGCAUUGUCAAGUUUAGUGCCUCAAACUGUGAGCUCAAUAUCUUUGCUAGCUAAAAGUACGAUCACUGGGUUACAGAUCUGGUCGUUGCAUGGUCUUCUUUUGACUAUUGAAGCUUCUGGUUUCUCAUAUGUAUAUCAUGUUCAGGCAACACUUGGGCUUGCUUUGGACAUUCUUCUGUCUGAGGAGAAUGGAUUGGUUGACUUCCAGCAAGGAGUGGGCAGCCUCAUAAAUGCUAUUGUUGCAGUUCUUGGUCCUGAACUUGCCCCUGGAAGCAUUUUCUUUUCACGCUGCAAGUCUGUAAUAGCAGAGAUAAGCUCCCAGCAAGAAACGGCAACAUUGCUAGAGUAUGCUGGCAAAUACUUGAGUGUUCGUUUUACACAACAACUUGUUCUUUUUGCUCCACAAGCUGUUUCUGUGCACUCUCAUGUGCAAACUCUCCUCUCCACCGUGUCAGCUGGACAGCAGCCAACCCUAAGGCAUCUUGCUGUCUCCACCCUACGGCAUCUCAUUGAAAAGGAUCCAGUUUCUAUCAUUGAUGAGCAAAUAGAAGAUAACUUGUUUCACAUGCUGAACGAGGAAACCGAUUCUGAGAUUGGGAGCCUGGUACGGGCCACAAUUCUGCGAUUGCUCCUUGCUUUGUGCCCUUCACGUCCAUCUCACUGGAUAUUAAUCUGUCGUAACAUGGUACUUGCUACAUCAGGAAGGCGAGAUGCUGGAAAUGAUUCUCUAAAUGGUCCAGAGAAUGAAUCAGGAAUGGACUUUGGAGAAGAUGAUGAAAAUAUGGUUAGUAGCUCUAAAGGCAUGCCAGUGCAAGGCUAUGCAUUUGGAGCUCACAUGAUCAAUCAUAAUAGAGAUAAACACCUCAGAUACCGAACUAGAGUUUUUGCUGCCGAGUGUUUGGGUCAUUUGCCUAUAGCCGUUGGUAAGAAUCCUGCACAUUUUGACCUCUCUUUGGCAAGGAAACAAGCUGCUAAUGGGGAAAUCUCAGGAGACUGGCUAGUCCUCCAUGUGCAAGAGCUCAUUUCACUGGCUUAUCAGAUAAGCACGAUACAGUUUGAAAACAUGCGGCCUAUUGGUGUGGGACUUCUAACUGCAAUUCUUGACAAGUUUGAAAAAUCCCCCGACCCAGAGCUUCCUGGACAUCUUCUACUGGAACAAUACCAGGCCCAGCUAGUAUCAGCCGUUCGCACAGCAUUAGAUGCAUCUUCUGGUCCUAUUCUUCUUGAGGCAGGGCUUCAGCUGGCCACUAAGAUAAUGACUAGUGGAGUACUGGGCGGUGAUCAAGCUGCAGUUAAACGCAUAUUUUCAUUAAUUUCUCGGCCACUGAAUGACUUCAAAGAUGUUUAUUAUCCUUCGUUUGCAGAAUGGGUCUCAUGCAAGAUCAAGAUAAGACUUCUGGCUGCUCAUGCCUCCCUCAAAUGUUACACAUUCUCAUUUUUGAGGAGACACCACAGUGGGGUUCCGGAUGAGUACCUAGCAUUGUUACCAUUGUUUUCUAAGAGUUCAAGUAUUCUGGGGAAGUACUGGAUUGGGGUUCUCAAGGACUACAGUUAUAUUUGCUUAUGCCUGGAUGCCAAGAAAAAUUGGAAUCCAUUCCUUGAUGGAAUUCAAUCACCUCUUGUUUCAUCGAAAGUGCAGCCUAGUUUAGAAGAAUCCUGGCCAGUGAUUCUGCAAGCACUUGCAUUAGAUGCAGUCCCUGUAAAUACCUAUGGGAAUUCUGACGCAACAGAUGAAAAUUCAUCAAAUAAUAGUUUAAUAUCUGGAUAUAGCAUGGUUGAACUCAAGUUGGAAGAUUAUCGAUUUCUAUGGGGGUUUGCCCUGCUUGUUCUAUUUCAGCGACAACAUCCAGCCCCCUGUAGACAAAUAAUACCACUAAGUUCUGAAGUAAGAUAUGGUGGGGACUCACCAACUGAAGAAACAAAUACUACAGCUUUGAAGCAAUAUGAGAUUGUUCUACCAGUUCUCCAGUUUCUCUUGACAGAAAGAUUUUUUGCUGAAGAAUUUCUUACUUUGGAUAGUUGCCGAGAAUUGCUGCAGGUUUUCUGCUACUCCAUUUACAUGGAUGAUUCUUGGAAUACUCUUGCAAUAUCAGUUCUAUUGCAGGUUGUGCAGAAUUGUCCUUCAGAUUUUCUUGAAUCAGAAGCUUUAGGUUAUCAGGCCAUGGAACUGCUUUUGGCUUAUAUCUUCAGCGUUUUUCAGAGAACUGUUGGGGUUUUAUCAGAUCACCCAAAGACACUUGAUAUGGAGGACUUGAUAUCUCCAUUGUUUAUUACAGCGAAGACACUUGUAAAGCGUUUUGAAGCAAAGAAGCAAUUUAAGUCUGUGGUUGUGGCCUUUGUGUUGGUUGGUUACAAGUGCAUCAGAGAAGCUUUGACAGAGUUAAGCUUUUCAACAGUUUACGACUUUGUAAAGUGCACGAUUCCAUUGGUGAAGAAACUUGUUGAUGGUGAGCAUUUGGUACUUGACAUUGAUGCAAUGUAG
Dovyalis caffra is the source of this 2484-nucleotide messenger RNA. Lineage: Eukaryota; Viridiplantae; Streptophyta; Magnoliopsida; Malpighiales; Salicaceae. The record is from the annotation of a GenBank genome assembly.